This is a messenger RNA of Paramacrobiotus metropolitanus, 972 nucleotides long. Its product is annotated as melatonin receptor type 1B-A-like. Gene Ontology annotation, molecular function: G protein-coupled receptor activity. Bases 1 to 972 code for a protein of 323 amino acids. The transcript is spliced from 4 exons. Lineage: Eukaryota; Metazoa; Tardigrada; Eutardigrada; Parachela; Macrobiotidae. The record is from RefSeq and is a predicted model, not a curated record. Gene Ontology annotation, biological process: G protein-coupled receptor signaling pathway. Gene Ontology annotation, cellular component: membrane.
AUGAAUAUCUCUAUACAAGCCACAACAUUCAAUGGUACCCUGGUAAAUCGGUCUGCCACUGCUGAUUACAUUGAUUCAGGGCAGAAGUUAUUCUUCUGCGCUCUCCUGGCGUUGGAGAGUAUAUUCGGAACAGCUGCCAAUUUAAUGAUCAUACUCGUUAUUGUCUGUACGGCCUUUCUGCGUACACUCGAGAACGCUUUUGUUGUCAACUUGGCAUUUGCGGAUUUUCUUAUAUCGUUCGUCACUCAACCGUCGUCGCUCGUUGUAAUUGCUCAGCUUUGCUUAGCCAGCUGUCAAGCCACAAACUGGAAUACCUUGCUGAUUGCCAUUAACCGAUACAUCCUUAUUUGCCAUCCCCAAUUAUACCCCCGUGUUUACACCCGCGGAAACGUGUUCCUCAUGUGUGUGACGGUUUGGGGCGUGAUGCUCCUAAUUAGUUUGCCCAAUCACAUUGACGUCGGCUGGGGCACACUCGGCUUCUCCGACACACUCUUCGUCUGCACAUUCGCCGCCGAUCAUUAUCCCUACACUCUCUUUAUCAUGGCCGGCAGUUUGUUUUUCCCGGCCGUGGUGACCUUUAGCGCCUAUUACGGUAUCUAUCGGCAGGUCCGGAUGAGCCGCAUCCGCGUGCUGACCGGGCGGCCGGGAAAGUCCUUAAAGAAAAGUGUUCUGGUUGCUAAGUCGCUGUUCAAGGCGUAUGUCGUAUAUUUGCUACUGGUGUUGCCGUUUGGGGUGGUCAUGGUGCUGGGCAUGGGACCGCGGUUGCCGCAUAUUUGGUACAUGUUAACGCUGCUCUUGUAUCAUGGUGUGGGAACGGCCAACUGCUUCGUGUAUGCGGCGCGACUGGGGAAGUUCUGGGAUGGAUUGCGGCUGAUGCUUCGAUUGCCGAUGAAGAGCGAUGGCAGCGGGACAAGUGGACAAAUGUCCAACACGUCGCAACGGUCUCAAAAAACCGCAUCCCUGAAACGCUAA